Auanema sp. JU1783 is the source of this 1026-nucleotide messenger RNA. NCBI's taxonomy places the organism in Eukaryota, Metazoa, Nematoda, Chromadorea, Rhabditida, Rhabditidae. The record is from the annotation of a GenBank genome assembly.
AUGCUGCCUGCCAAACACGCAGGAAUUCUCUCCUGUGGAUGCUCUCUCAUAGCUUUACUUACUUGCCUUUUCUAUCUUCCAGCCUUAGUUUAUAAGAUACAGCAUAUCAAUGAUCAAUUGCGUGUCGAUUCUGACGAAUUCCGAGUCAUGGCUGACAUCACUUGGACUGAACUAGCUAAGGUCCGCACCGCUACAGGAAGAACUAAAAGACAAACGUAUGGAGACACACCAAAGAAAACAUACGCUCUUCACAAUGCUUACAUGAAAGAAGACGCCUUCGUUGAAGGAGCUCCAACCUGCAGUUGUAAUGCUAAAAACUCAUGCCCACCAGGGCCUCCAGGAGCUCCAGGAAAAGCUGGUCAAGACGGAGAACCAGGAAAAUCUGGAGCCCCUGGAUCCCCAGGUUUGGCUGGAAUAGCACCACCUGUCACCCUCGAUCCUAACCAAGGAUGCCGUGUAUGCCCACAAGGACCACGAGGACCUCCAGGAGCACCAGGAGAGGCUGGUCCAAUGGGAACUGAAGGUCCUGCUGGAAACCCAGGCAGACCUGGAGAACAAGGACGUGAGGGAUACCCAGGACAACCAGGAAUACCAGGAGAAGCUGGCAAACCAGGAAAACUUGGUGAACAAGGACCACCAGGACGAGAUGGAGUUCGUGGGGAGAAGGGACCACAAGGACCAAGAGGAGAAAAUGGACCCCCAGGACAGAAAGGCCCAGUUGGUUAUCCAGGAAGAGACGGAUCACGUGGAAGCGACGGAGAAAUGGGACCAGCUGGAGCACCAGGAUUACCAGGAAUGUCAGGAGAAUCAGGACAACCAGGUCUCAUGGGUUCACCAGGAGCUCCAGGGCCAGACGGUUCUUAUUGUAAAUGCCCUGAACGAAGUGCAGGAGUUAACAAACCCCCAGUUCAACAAGAAAAGCCUCCAGCAUAUGAGCCAGAGCCGCAACCACAGACUUAUGGACAGGAUGCUGGUGUUCAAGAAGCCCCAAGAAGUCCAUAUCGCAAAUGGAAAUGGCUCCAAUAA